Messenger RNA from Trypanosoma grayi, 294 nucleotides. RefSeq lists its product as hypothetical. NCBI's taxonomy places the organism in Eukaryota, Euglenozoa, Kinetoplastea, Trypanosomatida, Trypanosomatidae. The transcript has a single exon. Bases 1 to 294 code for a protein of 97 amino acids. The record is from RefSeq and is a predicted model, not a curated record.
AUGGCACUGGAAGACAGCAAGUCAAUGCUGUAUCAGCAGUACGAGAUGGCCAGGGCACAACUGGCGGAAGAAAAUUUAAAGAUCCAGCAGGACGCUUACGCUCAGACGGUGGGAUCCCACGAUCGCAUUAAUCAAAAGCAGCAUCACAUUAACACGUUGGAAGCGCAGAAAAACCAGCUCUUUGAGGAGAAGAUUCCAGAUGCAAGCCCAUAUCAACCAGAUGCAGGCGCGGUGUGUCCAGAGGGAAGAAAAACAGACGGGACUGCCAGUGCAGCCGGCUUCGACAGAGGAUGA